GUUUUGAUUGGAUGUAGAAGACGCCCUUGAUUAAACGUAAUUUCCGGAGGAUUACCGGAAGUUAGAUGUGGCUGUGAGAGGAAUUGUUGCGCAAUGUCUGCCAUUUUCAAUUUCCAGAGCCUCCUCACGGUUAUUCUGCUGCUCAUCUGUACCUGUGCUUACAUUCGAGCCCUGGCUCCAAACCUCCUUGAUAAGAAUAAGACUGGGGUUUUGGGAAUAUUCUGGAAGUGUGCAAGAAUAGGUGAACGGAAAAGCCCCUAUGUUGCCUGCUGCUGUGUCAUCAUGGCUGUUAGUAUCUUGUUUGGGUAGUAAGAACACCGAGAUUCAUGGGAGAUUAGUGAGACCAUAAUUAACAAAUGAAAUCGUAGUCUUUUAUAAUGUAACACUAUAUAUAUGCACUCACAGAAUGUUUUCGAUGACCAAGGUCAGAGCAUCAGCUCUGCACAGUUUAGACCAAUGUGUCCUUUGGCAUUUUAUCAUUAUUUUUAAGUUUCCUGACCCUAGUCAGUUUUUCAAAUAAAAUUUUCAAAAGAGACUUCCUUUUUAAA
This is a messenger RNA of Brienomyrus brachyistius, 548 nucleotides long. Its product is annotated as protein kish-A-like. The record is from RefSeq and is a predicted model, not a curated record. The transcript is spliced from 4 exons. Bases 94 to 309 code for a protein of 71 amino acids. Lineage: Eukaryota; Metazoa; Chordata; Actinopteri; Osteoglossiformes; Mormyridae. Gene Ontology annotation, biological process: protein secretion; intracellular transport.